Polistes dominula (European paper wasp) is the source of this 5459-nucleotide messenger RNA. It is a transcript of the gene GABA-B-R3, whose product is annotated as gamma-aminobutyric acid type B receptor subunit 3. The record is from RefSeq and is a predicted model, not a curated record. Gene Ontology annotation, biological process: G protein-coupled receptor signaling pathway; gamma-aminobutyric acid signaling pathway. Gene Ontology annotation, molecular function: G protein-coupled GABA receptor activity. Gene Ontology annotation, cellular component: membrane; G protein-coupled receptor heterodimeric complex. NCBI's taxonomy places the organism in Eukaryota, Metazoa, Arthropoda, Insecta, Hymenoptera, Vespidae.
AUUAUUAAAUAAAAGCAAACUCGCGUUACGUAUAUGUGUCAAUAUUUAUAUAUCAUCGCGUAUUUAACACCGUUAUUCGACUAAAGAGAUUACAAUGCAACAUUAAAAUACGCCUAAUUACAAAUUUGGAAACAUUUCAAUUAUCAAUUGAAAUUAUGGACAAAUAUAGAAAAAGGGUAACGUAAAAGGUCAAAAGCUACGAAUUUUCCCAAAGGUCUUUGAUAGAUUUAAAAACAAUUUGGAAUACUUCGAAAAGAGGAUUCGGCGGCGACUGGAAAACUUUCCUAUCGAGUUUUCCACAAGUUAUCCGAAAGAAUUUUCCGUCAGACUUCUUGGGAGUAGUAGAGACGAUGAAAAUUCAAGGGGCAAACCCGAGUCGUCGAAAACACGACGACGACUGAUUAUGAAGUUUAGUCGCACGAGCCGUCAUUUCUCUCGUCACCUCCUGUCGUAUUCUCCCUCCGAGGCCCUUCAUCUUCCUCACCUCCUAACCUUCCUACUAAUAGGACUGACCUUCCUUCGUAGCGUUUUACCGUGCAAUUGCGAAAAAACACAAAAACUUGUAAUAAACGAGGAUGACAAAAUAUUAUAUCCGAGAAAGGACGAAUCCAAUGAAAAAGAACAACAACAACAACAACAACAACAGUGGACAAUUCCAAGAGAAAAUGAUAAAAACGUGUCUAUCGUCGAGGAGAUUUUCAGUAAACCGGAAGUUAAUGAUUCGAUAGAUGAAUUGAUCCGCCGACAAUCCGACGAUAUUUUCAUGAAUGAUCUUUUAUUAAAAGAAAACGAUCUGAGUAGGAGAAGACAGAAAAGAAGGAAGAAAAAUCGUACGAUCGUAGGUACAUCACGAAGGGAAGAUAUUUUAGUGGUAAAUGACACGAAUUCUCUAACGAUUAUUUGUGAUAAUACGACAUUCAUAUGUGAUACGAAAAAAGAUGACGAUACUAAUCCGACGAUACUUAAUGAGACAUCAGUAAAAUGGAUUACUCAAAAUGUUAGUAAAGUUUUGGAGGAAGAUGCACCGUUUCUUGGUUUUGAAGGCUCGCAAAAGUUUCCCGUUAAAGUGACACAUAAACCACCGUUGGUAGUACCGCACCAGGAGAAAUUUGAUCGGCGUCAUUUCGGUCCACCAAAAAUUGACGUUCAAGAACCAACGGAGUCAGCAACGUCGAUGGAACCACCUGAUUUACCCAAAAGUCCAAGUAGAGACGUUCCUUUAAGACGUAAAACGGAAGAGAUCGAAAGUUCCACAAUGAAAGAGGAGGAGGAGGAGGAGGAGGAGGAGGAGGAGGAGGAAAACAUCUUUCAAAUGUCUGAAAUUUCAUCAACGACACCAGACGUAACUUUGAAUGUGGAUAUCGUUUCUACGAUCAAAUCUACGAUAUUCCCUAUUUUGACGUCAACAAGUGCGAUCGAAAAGGAUCCCCCUUCUUCUCCUGCUCCUUCUCUUCGUGAGAACGUUGAACGUGUCGUCGAUAUCGAAGAAACGGUAACGAGGAUAAAAGAGGAAGAUGAUACUGUGACGGAUACUGUGACGGAUACGAGUGUCUUUGAGAAAAUAAAUGUUACGAUCUUGGGACUGUUCGAGAUGACACGAGGACACGAACCAAGAUCCGAAGGACCUGCCGAAUUUCAGGCUGCUAAAUUGGCCGUUGAUCGGAUCAACGAGAUGAACUUUCUGAAAAAAUUUCACCUACGUCUCAUCCACAACGACACUAAGUGCGAUCCUGGCGUAGCCGUGGACAGAUUCUUCCAUGCUCUCUACUCAAGAAGAACUAACAAGCUGAUGCCUCUCCUCCUUGGUACAGCGUGUUCUGAGGUAACUGAAACCUUGGCAAAGAUCGUACCUUACUGGAACGUGAUUCAAGUAUCUUUUGGCUCGACUGCACCUGCACUCUCAGAUUCGACCGAAUUUCCAUUGUUCUUGCGAACUGUUGCUCCGGAUUCCAGUCACAAUUCAGCAAGGAUAGCUUUGAUUAAACAUUAUGGUUGGGAUACGGUAAACGCGCUUUCACAAACUGGAGAUAUGUACUCUCUGGCAAUAAACGAUCUAGUGACGGAAUUGGAGCAAGCCAACAUCUCGUGCAGAGCAACCAUCACCUUUGCUGAAAAUGAUUACAAGGAACAACUGAAAAAUUUAAAAGAACUCGAUACUCGAAUCAUCAUCGGCAGUUUCUCACCAGAACUAGCACCCCAUAUAUUUUGCCAGGCUUGGAAACUUGGUAUGCUCGAUGGGGAUUACGCUUGGAUUCUACCAGGUGACACCAUGAACCAGUUUGAGGGGCCUAACGAUUACAUACCCUCCGGACCUGAGGAAUGUACAACAUCUCAAUUGAUGCAACCUUUAGAUGGGGUGAUCAUAGUUAAAAGUCAUGAUUAUACUCUUAAAGGAGAGGUCAGCUAUUCCGGUUUGACAAGCACAGAAUUUAUAUCGGAACUCGCUAAACGAGGCGUAGCAUCUUCCAAAUUUGCUGCACAAACGUACGAUGCUGUCUGGGCAAUGGCAUUAGCAUUGGAUAAAACUGAGACUGAAUUAAAUGAAAUGAACAUGACCAUGGCUAAAUAUACCCAUCAAAACAAGACUUAUGCUAAAUAUUUGCUCGAACAACUUAAAAUCUUACACUUUAUCGGUGUUUCGGGGCCGGUUUCUUUUGACGGCGCGGAUCGUGUUGGAAUCACCGCCUUCUACCAAAGGCAGGGUCAUCGUAGUAGAAAGAUAGCGAUCUUCACUCCGGAGGAUGGGAAACUAAUAAUGAACUGCCCAGAAUGCGUUGCUACAAGAUGGCCCGGAGGACAUCCGCCUGCAGCUCGUAGGAUUUAUCGGUUAAGAGUGGUUACAGUAGCACCUGCAGCUUUUCUCGCGGUCACUUGCUUGGCAAGCAUCGGAGUUGCCCUGGCAGUUGCAUUUCUCGCAUUUAAUCUUCAUUUUCGAAAACACAAAAGUAUUAAACUAUCGAGUCCCAGACUAAAUAAUAUGGCUGCAGUUGGUUGCUGUCUCGUUUAUGGUGCGGUUAUACUACUUGGACUUGACAAUGCAACACUCCCCAAAAGCCAUGAUUAUUUUCCAUCCGUGUGCACCGCAAGAGUUCUUCUAUUAUCAGCUGGAUUUUCUUUGGCUUUCGGUUCCAUGUUCACGAAAACCUAUAGAGUUCAUAGGAUCUUUACAAGAAGCAGAAGUGGAGUCGUCAAAAAUAAGCUGCUACAGGAUACUCAACUGAUAAGCCUAAUUUGCAUACUGCUCGUGAUCGACGGCCUGGUGGUGACACUCUGGGUGACCUUGGAUCCAAUGCAACGUCAUCUGCGUAACUUAACCAUAGAAAUGAAUUUGCAAGAUCGUGGCAUCAUCUAUCAACCACAGGUGGAGGUAUGUCGUUCACAGCACACUAAUGGCUGGCUGGGUGCACUUUACGUUUAUAAAGGCUUGUUACUCGUAGUCGGUGUCUACAUGGCCUGGGAAACAAGACACGUGAAGAUACCAGCUUUGAACGAUUCGCAGUAUAUUGGCAUGAUCGUUUAUUCGGUAGUGAUAACGUCUGGUAUCGUGGUCGUGUUAGCAAAUUUGAUGUCCGAUCGAGCAACCUUGGCCUUUGUCACGAUCACUGCCCUGAUCCUGGCCUUGACAACGGCAACUUUAGCCUUGCUCUUUCUACCUCAAUUGACAACCAUUCUAGCUGGAGAAAGAGCUGAUCCUGUUGUACAGAGUCUCGGCUUGAAGAUCGAAUGCAACACAAGGAGAUUUGUCACGGACGAUAGAAGAGAGCUACAGUAUCGAGUAGAGGUGCAGAAUCGAGUUUACCGUCGCGAGAUGGCUCAGUUGGAGCUAGAGUUGGCCAGAUUGGAAAAGCAGUUGGCCCAAGAACCGGUCGAACCAUCUCACGCUUCUUCCAGUACUUCGAUUCCACAACGAAAUCCGAGUAUCGGGGGUGGCUUACCGUUAUUGUUACUCAGCGUUCUCCCAUCGGUUAUUCCGAGGGCCAGUUGGCCGUCCGCCGAUCCUUCCGGCAUGCGCCGCGGUACCGUAGCGUUUAGCAGUCAACCGGAUCUGGAACCGGAUGGUCCCAGAAGGAGCCUAGCCGACAUUUACAAACUUCAUCGUCGCAGAGAGACCGAGGGACCAAAUCGUUUGGGCGUUUUCCAACGGCUCUUCAGCCUUUUUGGCAGCCGUCCGAGUAGUAGAAAAACAUCCACGGCAUCGUUCACAGGUGUAGCGUCUGCGCUGAGAGUCCACAUGGGUUAUAUAGCUGGUCUAGUACCAGGUGCUAAAGCCGCAUCAACCUGCCAAAUGGAUGCACAAGGCUCAAGGCAGUCUCAUCCUCGAUGUGGUUCUGGCCCGAUAAUUAGUAUCACUAGUGAGGAAGACCGCAGAUUAAGCUUCGGCUUACGCCGUAAGGAAAGCAGCGAACCGAGAGUGAAUUUUACUUUACCGCCACAAAUUAGCAAUAAUAAUGAAGGUUCGUCGCGAGAAAAAAUUCGUGGUUCGCCUAGAUUUCCUCAUCGAAUAGUCCCAGCAAAUAGUCUAAGUACCAUAACACCUGGACUAUCAGCGAUCAGACCUCAUCGUUGGCACUCGAUGGAAGAUGCGAGGAGAUCUAAAACAACUUCGACGCCUCGUGGUUCCUCCUGCAGUCCUCUCUGCGAUGUUUGGGCAACUCACGAAGUUGGCAUACCUCUCAGCGAAUUGGGUAAAAGUGUGAGGGGUAGAAAACCACCGGAAAGUUUAACAUUAACAAUAAAGGCCGACUCUAAUAUCAGUCCCGACGAUGCCAAAUUGGGAAACGAUUUGAAGAGACUCUUUCGAGAAAGUGACGUUUCUAGUGAUGUCAGUCCAAUUGAAACUGAAUUGUCUUCAACACCGACAAACUUAAAACUCUCUAAUACGAUAAACGACGUAGUCCUGAAAAAUGGCUCUCGUUCUGGUUCCACGACGUUGUUGACCGUUCAACAAGAACAAGAAUAUUGUCAACCUACGAGCCCUAAAAUUCUCAUUGCUAAACAACUACUUGACAACAAGGACAAGGUUCUUCGAGAUCCUUCGUCAAACAACGAUCAAGGAUCUACCACCAUCUAAUCCUCAUCGUUUGUGUUCCUUAGUCAUCGUGCCAAAGGAAAAUAAAUGGGUUACCGGUAAGAGUACGCUCGAUCAAUCGACGUGUUUGAUUUUUGUAUCCGUAUCGCGGAGGGACCAAGCUUCUUCCUUCAUUUUUCUUCAUUUUUCAUUACAACUUCAACUAUCCUAUGCUUCGCUUCUCUGGACUGUAAAAGACGUUAACGACCGUUGUAACAAACGUUGGACGUUGGACGUUGGACGCAAAUUUCUAACUAUAUAUAUCUUCAAAUUCUCGACAACGUUUCCAAUUAUAAAAUCUUACCAAAUGUGUGUCUCUCGAUUAUAAUAAAUAUAAAACAAAUACCUAACAAUAAUAAAAAAGGAAAAGAUAAUAUUUUCUUGCUACAUA